Messenger RNA from Gossypium raimondii (Peruvian cotton), 2032 nucleotides. RefSeq names its product protein DETOXIFICATION 42. Gene Ontology annotation, biological process: transmembrane transport. NCBI's taxonomy places the organism in Eukaryota, Viridiplantae, Streptophyta, Magnoliopsida, Malvales, Malvaceae. The record is from RefSeq and is a predicted model, not a curated record. Gene Ontology annotation, cellular component: membrane. The coding region runs from base 216 to 1814 and encodes 532 amino acids. The transcript has 14 exons. Gene Ontology annotation, molecular function: xenobiotic transmembrane transporter activity; antiporter activity.
UAACCAGAGGAACGCAUCCUUCUAGACUGCACCACACGCUAGUCUUUCCUCUCAUUCUUCUCUCUGGCACCACCAGAAAUAGUUGAAGUCUUUACGUCCUGUUUUAAGGUCAAUUUAAUUGACUGUGUGUGUGGGUAAUUAGAUAUUUCUUCUAGUGCUGAAUUCAGGUGAUAGAAUCAAGAGGAUACAGGGAUCAGUGACUCAGUCCUGCAGAAAUGAUGACUGAAGAAGAUGAUCUAUAUCCAUCUAGUGUUAAGAUGAGAUACCCCAUUUUCAUUUUCUUCAAGGAUGUCAGACAUGUUUUCAAACUGGACGAACUGGGAUCAGAGAUAGCACAAAUUGCUUUGCCUGCGGCACUGGCUUUGACAGCCGACCCUAUUGCUUCUCUUGUUGACACAGCAUUCAUUGGCCAAAUAGGUGCUGUGGAACUGGCUGCUGUAGGAGUCUCUAUUGCCUUAUUCAAUCAAGUCUCAAGAAUUGCGAUAUUCCCGCUUGUUAGCGUCACGACCUCCUUCGUGGCCGAGGAAGAUACAAUUGGAAGAGUGAGCUCUGAAGCACAAGAAAGUGAUUACGUGGAAACAGGUUCCUGUGUAGAUACUGAAAGCAAUGAGUUAAUACCACAAAAAGAAUGUAUCGAGGGUACAUAUCGGCCAAAAACACUUGGAAGCAGUUUUGAUGUUGUUAAAAUUGAGCCGGAAAGAAGGCAUAUCCCAUCAGCUUCAUCAGCACUGGUUAUUGGUGGCAUCCUUGGUCUCCUUCAAGCCUUAUUCCUGAUUUCUGGAGCAAAACCUCUAUUGAACUUCAUGGGAAUCAGUUCAGAUUCGCCCAUGCUAAACCCUGCACAACAGUACUUGACUUUAAGGUCACUAGGUGCUCCUGCCGUUCUUCUCUCCUUAGCCAUGCAAGGUGUCUUUCGAGGAUUUAAAGACACAAAAACUCCUUUAUAUGCCACUGUGGCAGGAGAUGUAGCAAACAUCAUUUUGGACCCAAUAUUUAUGUUUGUUUUCCGUCUGGGUGUCAGUGGUGCAGCCAUUGCUCAUGUAAUAUCUCAGUACCUCAUUUCCGUUAUACUCUUGUGGAAGUUAAUGUCUCAAGUUGACCUCUUACCUCCUAGUUUAAAACAUCUAUAUUUUGGUAGAUUUCUAAAGAAUGGUUUCCUAUUAUUAAUAAGGGUUAUGGCUGUUACAUUCUGUAUCACCCUUUCAGCAUCAAUGGCUGCUAGACUGGGAUCAACAUCAAUGGCUGCAUUUCAAGUAUGCUUGCAGGUCUGGUUGGCGACUUCUCUUCUUGCGGAUGGAUUGGCUGUUGCGGGACAAGUAAUAACAACUGGUUUUGUUUGGUCACUUACAAGUUACACCGUUGUGGCAAUACUUGCAAGUUCAUUCGCAAGAAAGGACAAUGAGAAGGCAACAGCCACGGCAUCUCGAGUAUUGCAGCUAGGAUUGGUUCUAGGAUUGAUACUUGCUGUCAUUCUUGGAGGCGGACUGAGUUUUGGAGCAAAAUUAUUUACCAAAGAUGCCGAUGUCCUCCGCCUCAUUGGUACAGGCAUUCCAUUUGUUGCAGCUACUCAGCCCAUCAAUUCUUUAGCAUUUGUUUUUGAUGGUGUCAAUUUUGGAGCAUCUGAUUUUGCAUAUUCAGCCUUCUCCUUGGUUCUUGUAGCUAUUGCCAGCAUUAUAUGUUUAUGUAUUCUCUCCUCCACUCAUGGAUUCAUCGGACUCUGGAUAUCUCUGACGAUAUAUAUGAGUCUUCGAGCUUUUGCUGGAUUUUGGAGGAUAGGGACAGGAACAGGGCCUUGGAAGUUUCUGAGGGGCUGAAUGUAGGCUUUUGUAAGUUGAUUAUUAGCUUUCAAACCCUCCCUCUGUAUCUGAUAAUUAUGAGUUGUGGGGGAAUUCUUUGAAAGCACGUAAAAGGCCUACAAAUGUGUAUCUUAACAAAUAUAGUAAACAGGCGGUAUACCAAAAUAUUUGUUUCAGUCUUAUAAAAGAGAAAAAAAAUGAAAUAAAUAAAAGAAUUUGCUUACUUUUUAUCUAAA